This is a messenger RNA of Lolium perenne, 1735 nucleotides long. RefSeq lists its product as uncharacterized. Gene Ontology annotation, biological process: defense response to fungus. Gene Ontology annotation, cellular component: nucleus. The record is from RefSeq and is a predicted model, not a curated record. NCBI's taxonomy places the organism in Eukaryota, Viridiplantae, Streptophyta, Magnoliopsida, Poales, Poaceae.
CGGGCCGUCACCGGCGGCGGGCGCGCGAGGUGAGGUGUCCUCCUCCGGGAACUCAUCUCGCCCGUACUGCUCAAGGCUAGUUACGCUUUUCUUUGGAGGCCGCCUCGAUCGCCGGAUCCUCUAUUGUGAUCAGAUUAACCCAUGGUUAGAUUAACCCUGAGGUUUUCGCCGGGGCAUCGUGUUCGCUUCCGUAUCGGUUCUGAGUCGAAGAAACCCUUUCCAUAUCCAUGUACAGCCCCCGGCUCGCAACUCGAUCGAUUGAGUCGCCCAAGAAUUAAUUCGGCGUCUGAUACUGACUCGAAUCCAUCUCGCCGAGUUAAUAUAUACCGCCGCCGCUGCCGCCGCGAGUCGCUGCGUGCAAGCCCUAGAAGAAGAAAAUCCCUGUGAUCGCGGCGUCCAACAACGUCAACAACAGGCAAGGGAAAGGGAUCGCGCGGGCAGAGAUCAGCCAUGAGGAUCAAGACAGGGAUGGAUGUGGAGGCGUGGAUCAAGGACGCCGCGACCAACAAGAGCGCAUGGCGCGCCGGCAAGGUGAUUCAGGGCAACGGCCACACGUACACCAUUAAGUGGUUCGAUGGAGGCCCCGACACCGCGGGCAUCAAGAGGAAGUUCGUCCGGCCGAGCCCCAAACCCGAUGUCCAGCUGCCCAAGGACCUUGCUGCCGGCGACAUUGUGGAACUCUUCGACAGCAAUAUGUGGAAGUGGGUCGAGGUCGUGCGCGUCGGCGACCGCCAGUUGGACGUCAAGUUCGUCGACUCCACCAAUGUCUUUACGGCGGACAGGAGCCUUCUCCGGCCCCGACUGCUGUAUGGGGAGGAAGGCUGGGCCUUGACCCACAAGGAUGACCAAAUCCCCAUCGAAAGCGCCGUGCCGUCGCGCCCCAUCGCCGGUAAAAGCAUCAAGCGCAAAGCCACUGGCCCUGGGAUUGUCAACGGUGCCUUCAAGAGGAGCAACUGCACGGUGGACUCCAACAUCGUCAGGGAUGUCAAGAGAUUUCAGGGGGACGCCAACAAGCUCUUUCCCAAGCGAGAAGCACCGGCAGGUAGAUACAAUAACAACAUUGAAGUGAUGGAUGUACACCCAAGCCAUUGCAUCAAGAAGCGGGAGGAGACGGGCUACAAUGCAGAUAUUUUCUUGGCUCGAAGAACAGACUGCGACAAAGACAAUGGUGUUAGAAAGUCUGAUACAUCGUCAUCUACCAGCGACAGCAGUAGUAGCUGUAGCAGCGGAAGCAACAACAGAGGCGAUGAUUGCGCAGAUUACGCCACCGUCGAGCAUUGCCAAGAAGGUCAAGAACCGGACAUUAUGCUGCUGCCGAGGUGCAAUGAAGAGGAGCAAGGUUCUGACAACAGGAGAUUGCAGCACUACCAGGCAAACGAGGUACAGGGGGUGAUGAAACAAGAAGAGCAAAAUGACCGUGUCCAUGCUCGGGAGCUGGAGGCAUACCUGAGUGUCAUGAAGGCCUUCCACGCCACAGGAUCGCUGACCUGGGCCAAGACGGGGCUGCUGUCCGACCUCCGCCUGCAGCUCCAUGUCUCCAGCGACGAGCACCUGCAGAUCAUAUGGAGCUUGAACGGGAAGAAGAAACCUGCAGACGGACCACGCAAUGGCAGUUCAGUUUGUCAAUAGAAUCCGGCCAUGUGAUAGAUUCUUGUAUUGUGUUUUAAUUUGAACUAUGUUAUAUUUAUGAUUUAAUUUGAACUAUAUUUGCUAUGUUAUGUUAGAUGGAAGACGG